AUGGAGACCUCUGCGGCGCCGUGUGGGCCGCAGACGUGCGAGGAGGAAAUGCCGUUCACGGACGAGGAGCUCAGGAGCAUGUUGAAGGUGCUAGACGUGCUGGCCCAGCGCAAAGAGCUGCUCGAGCAACGCAACUUUCGCGUACUGCGAAAGAAACUGGCGCCCGUGUCAGAGUACAUGGAAGACCGCAAGUUUGGCGGCGUUGGACGCAAAAAGUACCUCGAAGACAAGGCGAUCCGUGAAGAGAAACGUGCGCGGUACAACCAGCGCAAGAUGCACGACCGCCGCCACAUUAACAGCUCGACGUUGCGUCGGGAACGGCUCGCAAAGCUCGAGUCGCUGCUGCUGCAAGGGGACGACGCUGCGGCAGCACUGCCUAUGAUUGCCGACGGCGUAGCGGGCGAAGACGUGUGCCACUCUGCAGAGUUCCUGAUGAACGGGCCAGAGCCAAAGCUGCAGAAGCUCUGCACUGAUGAGGCAGAACAAGCUCGCGAGGAAAAGGCGGCGGCCGACAAGAAGGAGGCGAGUGCAUUGCUAGGGUUUCGCUCGUGCUACACGUGCAAGAGUCGAUUCGACAAGAUCCACCACUUCUACGACCAGCUCUGUCCGCGUUGUGCCGAGCUGAACUUUUCCAAGCGCUUUCAGUCAGCUGACCUGCGCGGAAAAGUGGCGCUGAUCACGGGAGCUCGUGUGAAGAUUGGCUUCCAGACGACCGUGAAGCUGUUGUUAGGAGGAGCAGCAGUCAUUGCUACCACGCGCUUCCCAAAAGACGCAGCCGAGCGCUUUGCGAAACACCCCGAGUUUGCGACGUUCAAGGAUCGUCUUCAGAUUUUCGGCAUUGAUUUCCGUGACCUGGUCCACUUGGAGCAGUUUUGCGACUUUGUCGUCCGACGGUACUCUCGUCUGGACAUGAUUGUGCACAAUGCUUGUCAGACAGUGCGUCGACCGCCGACGUACUACAAGUUCCUCGCGGAUAAGGAGAUGAAGGCGCUCGAGGCGAGUCCGAAAGAGGUUCAGACGCUUAUGCACCAUCAACAGGAGUUUGAAGGGCACCUGAAAUCGUUGGCGCUCCCGGCGUCGGAUGCGAAGACGGUCAAUACAGGUGGCAGUGUUGUCAUGUCGUCGGCAAUGAAGUCGCAGGUGCCUAUGAUCGCAGGUGACGACCACUCUGACGACAACGCCGAGGCCUUUCCUGAGGGCAUGGUGGACGUGAAUGGACAGCAGUUGGAUCUCCGCUCGCGCAAUUCUUGGCUGCUCCGUAUGGGCGAAGUCGCUACUCCGGAAGUGGCCGAAGUGUUUGCCAUCAACACACUGGCGCCUUUCAUCAUGAACAAUCGCCUGGUGCCUAUGCUGGAAAAGAGCGGCAAGCACGAGAAGAAGUUUAUUGUCAACGUGAGCGCCAUGGAGGGCAAGUUUUACCGAUACAAGACGCCGAACCACCCGCACACAAACAUGGCGAAGGCUGCGCUUAAUAUGAUGACUCGUACGUGCGCCGAGGACCUGAGCAAGCGAAGCAUCUACAUGAACUCGGUCGACACGGGCUGGAUCAACGACGAGAACCCACUGGCUAAGGCCCAUGCGUACGCAGAAGCGCACGACUUCCAGACGCCCAUUGACGAGAUCGAUGCUGCAGCACGCGUGCUGGACCCCAUUUUCGUCGGCUACAAUUCCGACGAGACCGUUUUUGGCAAAUUCCUCAAGGACUUCCACGAGACCGAGUGGUAG
Messenger RNA from Hyaloperonospora brassicae, 1725 nucleotides. NCBI's taxonomy places the organism in Eukaryota, Oomycota, Peronosporomycetes, Peronosporales, Peronosporaceae. The record is from the annotation of a GenBank genome assembly.